GUGCCCCGGAUCCCUCGCCGUGCCCUGCAGCGCCCCCAGCCCCAUGCAGUCCCGGCUCCUGCUACUCGGGGCGCCCGCCGGUUGCGGCGGCUCGGCCACACGGCGCGUGCGUCUGCUCCUGCGGCAGGUGGUGUGGGGCAGGCCAGGCGGCGAUGGGCGGCAGCCAGAGAUCAGAGGGCUGCACGCCGGGGCGGGGGCCGACACAGGUGAUACAGUUAAUAUUGGAGAUGUAACCUACAAGUUGAAAAGUCCUAAGAGCCCGGAACUAGUGCCACAGAACUACAUUUCAGACUCUUUGGCUCAAUCUGUAAUUCAGCAUUUAAGAUGGAUAAUGCAGAAGGAUCUUUUGGGGCAAGAUGUCUUUCUAAUAGGACCUCCUGGGCCUCUUCGACGCUCUAUUGCUAUGCAGUACUUGGAGCUGACCAGACGGGAGGUUGAGUACAUUGCCCUGUCAAGGGAUACCACUGAAACUGAUCUCAAACAGCGUCGAGAGAUCCGCGCCGGCACGGCUUUUUACAUUGAUCAGUGUGCAGUUCGUGCAGCCACAGAAGGCAGAACUCUCGUUUUGGAAGGUUUGGAAAAGGCGGAGAGGAAUGUCCUGCCUGUUUUGAACAACUUGCUGGAAAAUAGGGAGAUGCAGCUUGAAGAUGGGCGCUUCCUGAUGUCUGCUGAGCGUUAUGACAAGCUUCUCCAAGAUCAUACCAAAACAGAGUUGGAUGCUUGGAAGAUUGUCCGUGUUAGUGAAAAUUUCCGAGUGAUCGCCUUAGGCUUGCCAGUACCUAGGUACUCUGGAAAUCCGUUAGACCCCCCUCUCCGUUCUCGAUUUCAAGCCAGAGAUAUUUAUUAUCUACCCUUCAAGGACCAACUUAAGCUGCUAUAUUCAGUUGGAGCCAAUGUUCCUGCUGAGAAAGUUUCUCAGCUUUUGUCCUUUGCCACAACUCUCUGUUCCCAAGAAUCUUCUACUCUUGGACUUCCAGAUUUUCCUUUAGAUAGUUUACCAGCUGCAGUUCAAAUCCUGGAUUCCUUUCCUAUGAUGUCAAUUAAACAUGCAAUCCAACGGCUUUAUCCAUAUACUAUAUUAUUAGGACAUGAAGGGAAGAUGGCUGUUGAAGGCGUUUUACAACGCUUUGAACUCCAGGAUUCCAGAAGCUCUAUACUUCCUAAAGAGAUUGUGAGAGUGGAGAGGAUGACUGAAAACCAUGUCCCCCAAGCUUCUGUGACUGUCCAGAUUGCAGAAAAAGAGGUAACCAUUAAGGUGCCAGCCGGGACCAAGCCAUUAAGUCAACCUUGUACCUCAGACCAUUUCAUACAGACUCUAAGCCAUAAGCAACUACUGGCUGAAAUGAUGCAGUCUCACGUGGUUAAGGACAUAUGCUUAAUUGGAGGAAAAGGCUGUGGAAAAACAGUCAUCGCUAAGAACUUUGCUGAUACCUUAGGAUACCACAUAGAGCCCAUCAUGCUCUAUCAGGAUAUGACGGCACGGGAUCUACUACAGCAGAGGUACACGCUCCCGAAUGGAGACACUGCCUGGCGGUCCUCGCCCCUGGUGAAUGCCGCUCUGGAAGGAAAACUCGUCCUCUUGGAUGGCAUUCACCGUGUCAACGCGGGCACACUCGCUGUACUGCAAAGGUUAAUCCAUGAUCGAGAGCUGAGUCUCUAUGACGGCUCCAGGCUGCUGAGAGAAGACAGGUAUACGCGUUUAAAGGAGGAGCUGAAACUGUCUGAUGCACAGCUGAGGAACAGAUCCAUUUUUCCUAUCCACCCAUCCUUCAGGAUCAUUGCCUUGGCAGAGCCCCCUGUUAUUGGAAGUACUACACAGCAGUGGCUGGGACCAGAAUUCUUAACCAUGUUCUUUUUCCAUUACAUGAAACCGCUUGUCAAAAGUGAAGAAAUGCAAGUGAUUAAGGAAAUGGUCCCAAAUAUACCUCAGGAAGCUUUGGACAAAUUACUAUCGUUUACACACAAACUUAGGGAGACACAGGACCCAACGGCACAAUCAUUGGCAGCAUCACUUUCUACCAGACAGCUGUUACGGAUUUCUCGUCGGCUGUCUCUGUAUCCUAAUGAAAAUCUUCACGGUGCUGUUGCUAAGGCCUGCCUCUCCAGGUUUUUACCAAGUCUUGCAAGGGCAGCGUUAGAAAAAAAUCUGGCAGAUGCUGCAAUAGAAAGGACAACUGCUGGUCACCUGGAACCCGAAUUGAAGGAUUACAGAUGUGAAGUAGCAUCUGGAUCUCUGAGGAUUGGAGCUGUCAGUACACCGAUACAUAGUGCCCGUGAGAAAAUGAAAGUGCCUGAUGUUCUGUUCUAUGACAAUGUUCAGCACACGAUAGUGAUGGAAGAUAUGCUAAAAGACUUUCUUCUUGGAGAACACCUAUUACUGGUUGGUAACCAGGGCGUAGGAAAAAACAAGAUCGUUGACAGAUUCCUUCACCUGCUCAACAGACCCCGAGAAUAUAUCCAAUUGCACCGGGACACCACAGUGCAAACCCUUACUCUUCAACCUUCUGUUAAAGAUGGACUUAUUGUGUAUGAAGACUCGCCUUUGGUUAAAGCAGUCAAGGUGGGCCAUGUUCUGGUGGUGGAUGAGGCAGACAAGGCUCCAACAAACGUCACCUGUAUUUUAAAAACUCUAGUGGAAAAUGGAGAAAUGAUUCUAGCAGAUGGACGACGCAUUGUUGCAAAUUCUGCUAAUGUGAAUGGAAGAGAAAAUGUUGUCGUGAUUCAUCCAGAUUUUAGGAUGAUCGUUCUGGCCAACAGACCUGGAUUUCCUUUCCUAGGCAAUGAUUUCUUCGGUACUUUAGGUGACAUUUUUAGCUGCCAUGCAAUUGAUAAUCCCAAACCCCACUCGGAGCUUGAGAUGCUCAGACAGUACGGACCAGAUGUGCCCGAGCCAAUUCUUCAGAAGCUCGUGGCUGCCUUUGGAGAGCUGAGGAGCUUGGCUGACCAGGGGAUUAUUAACUAUCCUUAUUCUACCAGAGAAGUCGUCAACAUAGUCAAACAUUUACAGAAAUUUCCCACUGAAGGUCUCUCCAGUGUGGUUAGGAAUGUGUUUGACUUUGAUUCCUACAACAACGACAUGAGGGAGAUUUUGAUUAGCACUUUGCACAAAUACGGCAUACCUAUCGGAGCAAAACCCACAAGUGUGCAGCUGGCAAAGGAGUUGCCUCUGCCAGAGCAGACAUUCAUGGGCUAUUGGACAACUGGUCAGUCAAGAAGUGGAAUGCAAAAAUUUUUGUGCCCAGCUGAAACUCGUCAUAUAGACAUAAAGGGUCCAGUGCUUAUAAACAUACAGGAGUAUCCAAUAGAAAGACAUGAAGAAAGGUCUCUCACUUUUACUGAAGAAUGUGCCUCCUGGAAGUUACCGCUGGAUGAAAUUAACUUAGUCUGUGACAUCGCUACAUCGCAGGAAAAUGAUGAAAACACUCUGUAUGUAGUUACAUGCAAUCCCGUUACUCUACACUUUAUGGAUAUGACUCGGAAGAGCGCCCACUUUGUGGACCUUUAUGACAUCUUCCCAAGAACCGCCAGUGGAGUUUGGCAGCCAUUUGUGACAGUGGCACCUCUGGGAAAUCCCCUCAGAGGUCAAGUGGUUCUCCAUGAACAUCAGAGUAAUGUCAUCCUGUUGUUAGAUACCACUAGCCGCGCCCUUCGUCGCCUCGUCCUGUCUUCAGAAGAAGAGACUGCAUCUAAGAGAUCUUCCUGGUGGAACAAAGAGGAGGCUGAAACUUAUAAAAUGUGUAAUGAAUUUUCACACAAAAACUGGCUAGUAUUCUACAAAGAAAAUGGGAACAGCCUCACUGUGCUGGAUGUUCUAGAAGGGCGAACUCAUACCAUCUCACUUCCCAUCAGCCUCAAGACAGUCUUCCUUGUAGCAGAAGACAAGUGGCUUCUGGUGGAGCACAGAACAAAUCAGAAAUACCUCUUAACUAAGCCUGCGCACAUCGAAUCUGAGGACAGUGGGGUUUGCCAGUUGCAUGUGUUGCAGGAGGAGCCCGCUAGCACAGGGUUUGGAGUCACACAAGAAACAGAGCUCUGCGUGCCUCAUAAAGUCUCAAGUGAUCAACUUUCAUCGGAAAAUCUAAGUUCAGCUGUGGGACAAAAGAUUGCCUCUCCUAAUCGAAUCCUCUCAGAUGAGAAUAGUUACGCUACAAUAGUUGUUGGCUUCCCAGAUCUCCUGUCACCCAAUGAAGUUUAUUCUUGGAAAAGACAGUCAUCUCUGAGUAAACCAAGUGUCACUGAUACAGGAUUCUAUAGAGGAAAGAGGAAAAGUGUUACUCCAAAACAGACAAAUUGUGUGACUCUUUUAGAUACUAAUCAGAUAGUCAGGAUUUUGCCCCCAGGAGAAGUCCCUCUAAAAGAUAUCUACCCAAAAGUGGCUGUGAACCCAAGAUCGGCAGGUCAGAGAACAGGGCCCUUGGUCACAGGCUGCAAAGAUCAACAAAUCCCAAGAUGGGCAGGCAAGACAACAGAUGUUGCCCCUCCACAAACAGCUGGUUAUAUAGAAGUUACUGACCUUCAAUCAAAGAAACUCCGAUACAUCCCUAUUCCCAGGUCAGAGUCUCUCUCGCCAUAUACCACAUGGCUCUCCACUAUUGCGGACACAGAUGCACUGCUAGCUGAGUGGGGCCAAGCUGGCGUUGUUACUGUUGACAUGGGAGGCUGCGUCAGGCUUUGGGAAACUGGACUAGAACAUCUGCAGCGCUCGCUCACGGAAUGGAGAAACCUGAUUGGACAAGAGGGGGACAGACCUCUGCAGAUAACAGUCAACAGAGACAGUGGUGAAGAUGUCAGCUCUCCCAAACAUGGGAAGGAGGACCCAGACAACAUGCCCCACGUGGGUGGCAAUACGUGGGCUGGUGGAACAGGGGGAAGAGACACAGCAGGUCUUGGUGGCAAAGGAGGCCCGUACCGGCUGGAUGCAGGCCAUGCGGUAUACCAGGUGUCUGAGGCUGAGAAAGAUGCAGUUCCUGAGGAAGUGAAGAGAGCUGCGAGAGAGAUGGGCCAGAGAGCCUUUCAACAGAGGCUUAAAGAGAUCCAAAUGAGUGAAUACGAUGCUGCAAGCUAUGAAAGAUUUUCAGCUGCUGUUCGUCGACAGGUACACUCCCUCCGAGUCAUCCUGGAUAACUUACAGGCUAAAGGUAAAGAAAGACAGUGGCUACGACACCAAGCUACUGGGGAACUAGAUGACGCCAAGAUCAUUGAUGGGCUCACUGGAGAAAAAGCCAUCUACAAACGCCGGGGUGAGCUGGAGCCACAAGCAGCCUGCAACAGAAGCCCAAGCACCUGCGCCUGGUGGUGGAUGUGUCUGGCAGCAUGUACCGCUUUAACGGAGUGGACGGCCGGCUCGAGCGCUCGAUGGAGGCCGUGUGUAUGGUCAUGGAAGCCUUCGAGAACUAUGAGGAGAAGUUCAAGGUAAUGGCAUGAGCUAAGGAUGGUGAUGAUGGGGCCAUUGCCCACAACUGCCCAAGAGUCAGCCCAGAGUUAGGGGAUGAUGGAUGGGUGAAUGCAGCCUCCCCCAAGAGUAGACAAGAAUCUCCAUCCUUUCAUCAGCUCAUUUAUCAGUGUAGAGAGAGUGAACCUUUUGUUUUGUCUACUGUGAGAAUCAGAAAAGGAUAGUACCAUGAUUUCAAGCAUCAGUUAUUACAGAAGGAAGCACUGCACCUCACAAGUUUUUUAAGCAUUCAGAGUCCCAGCCAUAAUGUUGGAGGGGAAAGCCGCCACUUAGAAGCACCACGAGCCUGUUCCCAGGUUGCUCAAUGUCUUCACCCUCAUUCCCCCACCCACCGCCUCUCACCCACUCACCAGCCAGGCGGCCUACACUGCUCACGAGGGCUUGAGUACACCCUCAGAGCACACUGUUCUCAGCAUUGCAUUGCCUUUCCACAUGGGUGAGGAUUACAUAAUCAUAGCUGUCUCCCCAGCUGACAGUGACUGUGAUUACCCUGGGACAAAGGCAGCCUCUCAUUUAAACGGUUUCCGUUUUGCUGUUGCUCAGCUUACUGUACACCCUCCAUUUCAGAGGUCUGACCAUGGAGAAGGGAUCCCCCUGUACUGCUGUGUCACUGCCCAAAACAAAAAAAACCAAACCUGUUGUUGAGUUGGUUCCAACUCCUGGUGACCCCAUGUGUUACAGAGUAGAACUGCUCCAUAGGGUUUUCUUGGCUAUAAUCCUUACAGAAGCAGAUCAACAGGACUUUCUUCACUGGUGCCACUGGGUGGGUUUGAACCACCAACCUCUAGGUUAUUAGUCAAGCACGAACCAUUUGACCAUCCAGGGACCUUACUGCCCGAUAUGGGCCCAUAAAUCCGCUCUUUAUCAGCCAUACAAAGCACCUGCCCUUCUGGCGUCGAGCAAAUAACCUUGAAAACAAUCACAGGCUGUGUAAUGAUUAUAAAAACUCUAGUUGAAAGACAUAAUACUCAUGGAGACAUGUUUAAAGGAUACACAGGCCAUCCAUAGAUAUUCUAGACUUUAUUCUGGAUCAAACACAUCCAUCAGAAAUAGGCGAUCUUACAUCAUUUUAGCUUGCCAUCCUACCUGCGCCCCAGGAGUACUUUCCUGAGUUAAUCUCUGUUACCAUGGAUACAGCAAGAAACACAUUGAUGAAACCCAGCACUUUAGGCCUGUUAUUAUGGACCCUGUCCUCUGAAUCUCCCAGGGUCCCUUGUUUGAAGCUCUAUGAGAGAAAUUUCUUUUAAAAUUGUCAUUAAUUUUUAAUCAAUUCGGCUCCAAUUCGUGGUAACACCACAUAUAAUAGUUGCUUGGUCCUGCACCAUCUUCAUGAUCAUUGGUAUGUUUGAGUCCAUUGUUGUGGCCAUUGUGUCAUUGUGUCAACUCAGGGUCUGCCUCACCUUUGCUGACCCUCCACUUUACCACACAUGAUGUCCUUCCUUCUCCGGUUCCUCCUGAUGAUGUGUCCUAAGUAAGUGAGUCAAAGUCUCAGCCAAUAUUCUGUGAUCCAUAGGGUUUGCAUUGACUAAUUUUUGGAAGCAGAUUACCAGGCCUUUCUUCCUAGUCUGUCUUAGUCUGGAAACUUCACUGAAACCUCUCUACCAUGGGUGACCCUGCUAGUAUUUGAAAUACCAGUGGCAUAGCUUCGAGCAUCACAGCAACACAUAAACCACCACAGUAUGACAAACUGACAGCUAGGUAGUAGCUUUUAGAAUUCAGUGGUAGGAAAAGGGCAUUUUAAGUCAAUGACAGCUGUGGGUUGCCAGAGCAGAUGCAGGUUAUAAAUACGAAUAAGAUGUAGACGUCCAGCGUGGGGAGUAGCUUUGUUUCCCUGAAGAAAUGGAAUGUAUUUCCCCUGCAAUUAAUGAAAAUCAUGCAGCUAGUCAAGAUUCCCUCUUGGCUUUGGUUGCCAUGAAGUUCAAAACCUAAAUCAAAGACCAGCCCUGACAACUUCGUCUUGUGGCUUACAGACAGGUGUUCAGCUUUUCCUUUCCUUGAUCCUCCCUCCCUUCAGAUGUAAGUUUUUCUUGAUUAUGAUUCUCUACUUUUAUGGAUUUAUAGAAAACACUUGCAGUAAAACCUGUGGAAGCUGGAACCUGUGUAAGGUGGGAACCUAUGCAAGAAGGAAAACUCAAAUAUUUUCUACUAAAAAGAGUGAUAAAAGAAUAGUAAGACUGCACCCUGUCAAAGGUGGAAAACUUGUGAGACCCAGAAAAAUAGGGCAGUCCCGUCGAGGUCUGGCCUUCACAAGUUUCACUGUAUUCUAAAAUAUUUUAUAUACUUUCUUACAAACCCAUUGCCAUCGAGUUGAUUCCAACUCAUAGUGACCUUACAGGACAGACUAGUAAUGCCCCAUAGGGUUUCCGAGGAGUAGCUGGUGGAUUCAAACUGCUGACCUUUUGGUUAGGAGCCAAGCUCUUAACCAGUGUGCCACUGGGGCUCCUUUUCUGGUACAGGGUGGAGUAUAAUUAAUUCUUAAGCCACUUGGCCCUCUGAUGACUGAUGGAUGGUUAGACAAUAUAUCAGCAUAAAUACCCACAUUCCACCUAACGUUUUAAAACCUUUCGGUUCUGAUAAUAUCUGGAUCAGUCCAUUCACCUCUCUUGUGGGACUUGAAGGCCAGUGUUCACUGUUCCCUUUGAGUUACAUGAAGAUUUUAAUCCAUGGUAGACUAUAGAAAACAUAGAUAGAUGGAUAGAUAGCUGCCGUCAAGUUGACUGUGACUGACGGUGAUGUUAUGAACAACAGAAUGAAAUGUUGUCCUGUCCUGUGUCAUCCCCACGAUUGCCAGAAUGUCUGAGUCUAUCACUGUGGCCAUUGUGCCAAUCUGUAUCACGAAGGAUCUCCCUCACGCUUACUGACCUUCUACUUACAUAGCAGAGUACUCUGUACAAAGCAAGCAAGUCCGACAGUGUUCAUUAUGACCCAUAAGGUUUUCAUUGGCUAAUUUUCAGAAGAUCACCAGGCCUUUCUUCCUAGCCUGUCUCAGCCUAGAAGUUCUACUGAAACCUGUUCACCGUGGGUGACCCCCACUGGUAUUUGAAAUAUCAGUGGCCUUGCCUCCAGCAUGACAGCAACACACAGGCCACCGCAGCACAACAAACUGAUAGAUGGGAGGUGGUAGCAAACAUAGCACUAUUAGAAUCAGUAAGAGUCAUAGUUAUCCAGAAUAAAAUUUCCAGUUAAGGAGAGGGUUUCUAUUUCUUUAAGAGCAGAACUGCUCUGAUAUUGAAGCUACUUCUUCCAAGUUUUUAAAAGGAAGAUUUAUUAGGAGUUAACAAAAAAAUUGGUUGACACAGCUCCCCCAAGACUUAAUAAAGCAUUAGAUGGAAGACAGAGGGUAGCAGAGUUAAUGGGGAGUUCAGAGACUAUGUUGUGUCUCACGCAGUGGGGUGUAUAAAGAAAUUCGUAUUUAUCUGAGUCUCACUGUUAAAAGUCUGUAAUCUGAAAGAACUGCUAACGAAACUGGACCCAUAGCACAAAAAAGGAAAAAAAAGGAAGAGUAACAGGGAAAUUAGUGUUUCACAAAAUGUGACCAUUCACAUUAAUAAGAUUUUAGUUUAAUUGAUAGUUACAAACCACGUUGUUGCCAUAUGACCAACUGGGUUUCAGUUCAAUUCUACAAAAUUAUAAACAUGAACUGAGAACCCGCUAAGAGCAAAGUACUCUGCUAGGUAGAGUUCUGAGCUAUCCUUGAGCUUACAGCGUAGUGAGGGAGACAUACGUAAUAUAACCAUACAAAAUGUAAUGCAUAAAAACAACUAAAUUCUGAUAGGAGAGUCAGUGAGAGACAUGCAGUAGUAGAGGUAGAAAGCACUCUAUCUAAAGGACCCUCCCCUUAUCAUCCUACAGCAGUAUUUUGCUGAUAUUUUCUCUGAAUGCCACAAGGAAUUCCUUCAGUCUUAAUCCGUAAAACCAAAACCAAACCGUCAAGUCAAUUCCAACUGACAGCAACCCUGUAGGACAGAGGAGAACUACCCAAUAGGGUUUCCAAAGAGUGGCUUGGCUGGUGGAUUCAAACUGCCAACCUUUUGGUUAGCAGUAAACGCUUAGCCGCUGUACCACCAGGACUCCUUUAUCAGUAAAACCACAGAUGUGUUGAGAAGAUAACCAUAGUAAAUACGGCUGACAAAUCCAGGUGAGAUUAUAGCCCUACACUAAAAUAAAAUAAACCUUGCUUAAAGGCUUGAAGUAGCUUUAUCAUGUUUUAUGCCAUUAUAUUUUCACAGGCAGUACUUGAAAGGUUUGGUGCAUUGUCCUCAAUACAAUUUCUUAUACUUAUAUCUCCUUAUAUUCACUACACUUCCUUUAGAACUUUUUUUUUUUUUAAGGCCACAGAAAGUCCCAUGAAACCAGUGCAUUAAAAUCUUUCCAAUAAAAAGAAAAGAUAGUAAGACUUAACAAAGCAAGCUCUUUGAGCUUCUGUUAGGAAAAGUGGCCCCUGGGUGAAUAUCUGGGGAGGAGGGGUGGGCCCUUUAAGUGAGGCUCUGCUGUGAAGCUGCGGCACCAACUGCAGCCACGUAGGUCCUGUUCCUGUGACUCCUUACCACCUCCAAGUGAACUGGGGUCAGUCACUUCAGAGGUCAUUUACUCCAGCUUCCUCCUUCCACAGACAAGAAGCCGAGACCCAGGAACAUUAAGCUUUUCCCCAAGUCGGAAAGCUACGGGAAGGCAGUGGCAUCCAGGAUUCUUUUUCUGCUUGCUUAUUUUCCCUUUUUUGUUUUUAAAUUUUCCUUUUUAUUCCUCAACUUUUUUAUUUUGAAAAUGUUUUAACCUAGAAAAAAAAAGUUUAAAGGACAGUAAAAUGAACACCUAUCUGCCUUCACCAGUUGUUAACACUUUGCUUCAUUUGCUUUAUCAUUUUCUUUAAAAAUAUGCUUUUUGCCUCCUGUGAAUCAUUUGAAAGUAAAUUUUAAACAUCAUAACACUUCACCUCUAAAUACUGUAGCAUGCUUCUCUGUAACUAAGGACAGUCUCUUACCUCACUACCAUUAUCACACAUACGAAAAUUAUCAAUAAUCCCAUAAUACCUUCCAGUGUCCAAUCCAAAUCCAAUUUUCCCGGCUUUCCCAAAAAUAUCUUUUGUAGUUGGUCCCCCCUCCCCCUGCCCAAAUCCAGGAGUUAGUCAGCGUCCACACACUUUAUAUUUGGUCGUUAUGUCUCUUUAACCAGUAGCCAAUUGCUUUCCAGUCAGUUCUGGCUCAUGACGACCCCGUGUGUGUCAGAGUAGAACUGGCUCCAUGUGAUUUCAGUGGCUGAUUUUUCCGAAGUAGCUCAGCAGGACUUUCUUCUGAGGUGCCUUUGGGUGGACUCAAACCUCCAGCCUUUGAGUUAGCAGCCGAAUAUGUGACCGAUUUGUGCUACCCAGAGACUCCUUAUGUCUCUUUAGCCUCUUUUAAUUUGGGUGAGCCUCUUACCUUACCACUACCUUUUUUGCUCUUCAUGAUAUUCACACCCUUGAGAGCCUAGAUCAGUUUGUCAUGUACAGUGUCCCUUAUUCUGGAUUUGUCUGUUUUCUCAUGGUGCCAUUUAACUCAUCCAGUUAUCCCCUGUAUUUCCAGAACUUCUAAAAGACUUUCUCCUCACACCAGAGACAUGAGACACUUUGUAUCUUCACCCUACCACCCCUGCCAACAUGUCUGAGCUGCUGAGUGAUAACAGGCCACCCAAUCUCUACCCAGAUUCCUCAGGCCCACUCUAGAGGGAGGUGUCUUAGUUACACAGGGCUGUCAUAACAGAAAUACCACAAGUGGAGGGCUUUAACAAAGAAAUUUAUUCUCUCACAGCCUAGUAGGCCAGAAGUCUAAAUUCAGGACAUCAGCUCCAGGGGACCGCUGUCUCUCUCUGUCAGCUCUGGAGGAAGGUCCUUGUCAUCAAUCUUACCCUGGACUAGGAGCUUCUCAGUGCAAGGACCCUGGGUCCAAAGGACACACUCUGCUCCUGGCACUACUUUCUUGGUGUUAUGAGGUCCCCAGUCUCUCUGCUCGCUUCUCUCUCCUGUAUCUCAAGAGAGAUUUGCUUAAGACCCAACCUGAUCUUGUCCGGCCUCAUUAACGUAACUGCCGCUAAUCCCACCUCAUCAACAUCAUAUAGACAGGAUUUACAACACAUAGAAUAAUCACAUCAGAUGAUAAAAUGGUGGACAAUACACAAUACUGAGAAUCAUGGCUUAGCCAAGUUGACACAUAUUUUGGGGGGACACAAUUCAAUCCAUAACAGAAGAGAAGGAGGUGGGAUGGAGCCUAUUUAUAGUCUGUGUGAGCUUUUUCUGUUUAUAAUUAAAUGUUUCAGGGGAUAAGUAAUAGGUGCACACAGUACAAAAUUUAAAAGAUGCAAAACGAAUGAGUGAAAAGUAAGCAUCUACCCACCCUCUCUCCAGCUCCCUGUUCUCUUGUCUGGUGCAACCAGAUUUUUUUGGUAUCUUCUCGGAGAGAUUUGAUGCAUAAACGUGCAUGUAUGUAUGGAUAUACAUAUAUUUUUAAGCCAAGUGAUAGCAAACCAUGCACUUUGUUCUGUAUCUUCAAGCUGUGAUCAUAUUCAACUCAUUUAAUAUCUGCUUUCAUUUUCUCGUUUGUGAAAGAGGCUUAAGGACGAAUGAAAGUAUGCAAUUUACUCAGCAAAUAUAAAAAGGAUGCUUGAGUAUAACCCACAAUUUUAGAAGCUCCUAAUGAAAAAGUUACAUUGCAUUAGCCCAGGAUGACAUCACUUGCUGUGUCUUUAGGAGAUCAGCAAGCAGUGCUCAGAGACACCCCAUCACCUAGUCCCAGACAGUUCUUAGCGUCAUCUUCCUGCAGCUAUCCUUCGGUUGUAAAGGUGUCUAGUCUGUAUUUACUUUGAAACCUUCAGCAGCCACUGGCCUGCUCUGGCGAUCUGAGCUCUUCCCUGAAGCCUCGCUUGUGGCAUCUGCUUUGUGUUUGCUUUGGCUUGAGCUCGGCUCUGAGACAUUUCUCUUUAGAGCAGGUUUGAGUCAUUACUGCCCAGGUCCAGGAGGCUCAUAUGGAGUUUGUCUUCACCUUCUACUCCAGAUUAGCAUGACCCAUGCCAAACCACAGGGACCCUUGGCAAGAAUUAUUGAGGAGGAAGGGUAAUUUGGUGGCAGGACACAUUUCAAAGCCUUCUGGAGUUUUCAAAGUUUCUCAUAAUUGCUGUGCCAACAGAAUUCAAUUAUUGUCAGCAACAGCAUUCACAGCAGGUCGCUUGAGACAAGAGCAACAGUAUUUGCUUAUAAUCAGCAUAAGUUUCUCUAAUCUUAUAAUCACAGCAUGAUUUUUAGUGUUCGUAUCGCACGUAAACACUGGAGGGAAAGGUGAAAUAGUAAUGAUUUGUUGUUGUUGUUAGUUACCAUCAAGUCAGCACCUGCUCAUGGCGACUUCAUGUGUAACUAAACAAAACAUUGCCUGCUAUCAAAUCGUCUUCAUGAUCUUUGAUAUGUUUGAGCCCAUGUUGCAGCUAAUGUGUCAAUCCAUCUCGUGGAGGAUUUCCUUCAUUUUCACUGACCGUACUUUUUUUUCUACACUUCACCAAACAUGAUGUCCUAUUCUAGGGAUUUCUAAGGAUUCAUGUCUUUUCUUAUGACGUGUCAAAGUAAUGGUCAUGUGAACCACUUUAUUUAAGUCAGAAAGUAUUGUUUCCUUUAUCUUCAUUCCAGUUUGUUCCUUAUGAUUUCUCUAAACCUUUAGGAUUGUUUUCACUGUAAUCUUAAAGUACACCUCCUUUUCAAAAGUUCUUAAUGCUUUAAUUUUUUUCUUCCAAGUACUCAGUAACACCAAAGUUAGUGACUAUUUCUUCAUUAAACACUCAGAUAGUAAUAUCAGAAAACAGAUAGAUUUAUUCAAUUAUUGAGAAGUUGGACCUUAAAAAAAAUAAUAACCCAAAUUUAUUGUUCCUGUGAAGAUGUAAGGUCGGUCCCCAGGUGGUGCAAGCUGUUUGCAAUUGGCUGCUAACCAAAAGAUUGAUGAUUUGAACCUACCUAGCAGUGCCCCAGAAGAAAGGCCUGGUGAUCUGCUUCCAUAAGAUUACAACCAAGAAAACCCUAUGGAACAGUUCUACUCUGUAGCACAUGGGUUGCCGUGAGUUGGAAUCGACUCAACAGCAAUGGUUUCUGAAGGCGUAUAACCAUAAUAUAAGGCUGUGGUUUUUUAACAGUGUAACAAGGAAUUCUUGAAGGGGAGAGCAAAGGAAGGGCAGCACUUUUUACCCCUUCUCCAUCCAUCUCCAAUUCAACAAAAACAAUUCCUCUUAUAUCUGUAUUGCACGUGUCAUGUAGCGGUGGUGGCAGCGUCAAACGUCAUCUAACUUCAGGAGGAGAAGAGAGAAUCACCAGCAGCCCAAAGCUGAUUCCCAUGAGGUGGAGGUCAGACAUACCUCCACUCUCCAACUUUUUUUACCAAUUCUGACCCCAGCUAUUCUCCCCACGGCACUCUGACUUCUCUGCCAUGGUUGAUAAUUUCGUUGUAGCGGCCACACAGGACUCACAGACCAUACUCACAGUUAUGGAGUUUAUUCGGGAAAUAACAGGCUACAACUCAGGAUCAGAAUCGAUUUGGAAGUAAUGGGAAACAACUCAGGAGACAGGAUACUGUUUGCCAAUCAGAACGGCUUCCAGCGAAGACAGCUCUCAGCUCCUUCUUGGCCAUACCUGCAGGGAGGCCUCUGCUCAGGCCUCUGCCUCUGGCCCCCACUUGGGCCCUGGCCUCUGUUGCUGGCCCCUGCACAGGCCCUGGCUUCUGCCACUGGCCCCUAUUCAGGCAAGCAUUACAGCUGUUUUGGCUCCACCAUACAGUGCCCAGAGGUACCCCUCUCUACCAGCAAGCAUCCAGCCUGAAGCUGCUCAGCAAUCUUGCUCCAUGGGUCAUGGGACAUUGAGCCCACUGUGCCAUCUGCCACCGGUCUCCUGAUUCUUUCCACUUAUACUGUCUUAUUCCAUGUUGCGCUAUCUUGUACUGUCUCUGCAGUCUUCAGCGUUAUAGCUCCCUCUGUCUCCUGGGUGUAGGAGGUUCUCAAUGCAGAGACCCCCAGAUCUGAAGGACAUACACUGCUCCCAGCUCUUCUUCUUGAUGGUAGUGAGCUCCCCCUCAACCCUGUGGGAUUAGCCCUUAUAAGCCUAUCAGGAUGGCAAAACUGACCAAUCCCCUUGGUAGGCCACAGUCACCUUAUUUGCAUAGUAAACUGUCCAAUCUCUGUAAGGGUUUUACAUACCUUAUUAGCAUAUUAAACUUUCAAAUUCCUGUAAGGAUUUUAUGAACCUUAUUUGCAUAGUAAACUGCCCAAUCCAUUUGCAAGAUUAUGGCCUAACAAAUCAUCUUGGCAGAACUAUAGACCCAGGGCCAGAAAGGCCAUAUAUUAAGAGCAACCCGUGGCACUGCACCAUGGCAUUUUACAAGCUAGCUUGUCAUGUGUAGAAAGGAUUCCACUGCUAAAUUUAAAGGAAAGAAUGAGUUACAAAACUGCGAUCCUAGACCCAGUAUUUAAUCCAUUUCUUAUAGACUCUGAGGCUAUCUUUUUGGAAAAAGCUUCAUCAAUCCUCAUUCAGAUUUAGAUCAUUCAUCACUCCCUUGAUAGGAGAAAACAAGGCAUAAGGUGUUUCUAAGAAGAAGAGAAGUAGGCUUUUUUGUUUCCUGGUUUUGUUUUGUUUUGGCAUACCAUUGAGAUAUAGAACCUCGGGGACAAGAAUGAUUUUCACCAACUCUCAUUUACAAAUGAGAAAACCAAGAUGCAGAGAGGUUAAGUGCUUUGCCAAGGUCACACAGCUAGACUGUGACAAGCCAGGACCUCCGACUUCCGCUUCAGGACUCUUUCUUAGUUUAUGUUUUAUUCCUAUUCUUGCAGCCAUUUUAUUUUUGCCCAAUUAGUGUUUUUUUUUUUUCAAAACUAUAAGUCAGGAACAAAUGUACCAUUAUAUAAAGUAGUCUAUCUUCCUCUACCUUCAGUAUCUCACCGUCUAAAGGCGGUAUAAGAGACAUACUUUUCUCAGACAUCUUGGUCAGAAAGGCUGGAUUAACUCCCAGAAGAAUGUGGGAAGAUGUGACUUACAAACCAGCACCUGCUGGGAAAAUGCUGUCAAGACCUUAGUUCAAUGUUUCUAAUUGACUUUUUCCCAAUGGCCUAGGAAUGUAUUCCAGGUUUAGAAAUGGAUACCAGUCAUCAUAUCAGGCUCAGGCCUUCCCAUAAAUUCUGCUACAUGGAGGUAGGGCCAAUGAAGGAGGUAUAGACUUUUCUGAGUCCAUUCAAAGUUAAACAGAAAUUCAGAGUUGAUUCAAACAUUAAUGUAGAAAUGUCCAAGCCAACCAUUCAGAAAGCUUAAGCAGAAAUGGGAGGGGAAGCAGAUGGGGACAUGGUUAUUUCCCUAUAUAAAAACAAUGGAUUUAGAGUCAGAGCACCUGGGUUUGACCAUCACUGAUCUGUGACCUUAGGAAGUCUCAAUCUCUUUAAGCAUCUUAUUAUGGGGAUAAAAACACCUACCGCAUAAGGUUGUGGAGAGAAUCAAAAUGAGAUGAGAUAUAUGGAAGCACUUUGUAAAUUACACAGAACCAUAGAAAUGUUAAACAUUAUAGUCAUUAAAUGUAUUAUCCUAUCAGUGACCCUGUGACAUAGUAAAACAUUCUAUUCCUAUUUGUCAGAGAGGGUAAGUGACUUAGAAGCAUAUUAGAGGUGAUCUAAGCAGCCUACUUACAUGGUAGAAGUUAAGUUUGGAAAGGUUAAGAAUUUAGCUUGUUAAUGUCAAAGCCAAGUCUUGACCUUCAAACUUUUUUGCACUGACUUCUAUGAUAUGAGGAAAAGUUAGCUAGCUAAUACUAUAUAGAGUAUUAACUAACUGACCCUAGGGUUCUAUUGGUGCUUCUCUGGACCUUUUAAUCAUUUAUUUUCUAAUCCUUUUCUCUUCACAGUCAGUAGUGUCAUCUUAGAACGGAAUGUUUGGAUUUCUAGAAGGAGGUUAGAAUUUCACACAUCAUCAGUCCUCAGGAUAGCCUUAGACCAUUGUCCCAUACACCUACUUAUAAUGUGGGUACGUAAUGAAGCAUGGGCGCUUCUAAAGGUAGCAGAUGAUUAUCCUUCCUGGUAGACAUUUAAAAAUAAAUCUUAUUCAUAAAAAUGCUAAUAGCUCUUCUUUGCUCUAAGCAGAGCUUCCUCCAAGUAUUAUAAAUCACCCUUCCUACUUCAUAAUAGGUCUUUGUGUCCUGGAUUAAAAUUCAGGAUUUGUUUUCGUUUGUCAUACCUUUCUCUCAAUGAAUGAGAUUUCCGAAAGAAGAUAUACCAAAGGGCAUUUAGCCAAGUUGCUAAAGCAAAGAAGUGUUUUAAAAUUAUUCUCUAUUUGAGAGAAGGCCUUUGUUAAAAUAUAUAUAUAAUAUAUAGUACAUAUGUUAUUUUAUAUGCUAUGUAUUAUAUUGCUAUAGGGAGUUCAUAGAUGCUUUGAAAAUUGGAGAAAUCAUAAAAAAUUUGAACUACUCAGAAGAAGUUACAAUUUGAAUAUUAGGUAGUCUGAUAAUGACUGAGGUUUUUGUGUAUCGAAUCUGGUACACUGGGUGAAUGGCAGAAUUAGGAAUUAGUGAAUGGAAAUGAAUGAGUUUAUAUACUUUUUCCUUUUACUCAGAUAUGUUUGAGAAUGAGCAAAUUACUGUUUGUAAAAUGCGUUGGGAUCCUUGGGUAGCAGACACUAGAUAAUUAUAACAUGGAAGAAUUGUUUUUAUGGAACUUUAAAAUGAUUUACAGUAAAACCAGGGAAUGCUCCAGUUUGGAUGUACUUUGGAUUCCUCUCAAGCAUUUUAUUUACUUUGGGCAUAGAAUAAUCCCCAAGCAUCUCUGAAAGAUGAGAAACCAGAGCUUGCAAACCAUUUUGUAAGCCCAUCCUUAAGGUGUGUCUUCUCAAGCCUUUGCAAUACAAACUAGACACAGAGAAAAGCAGAGGAAAGAUGGAAAGAAGAUAGGAAGGAAGAAAGGGAGGCCUGCAACCCACCUGUCUUUAUUCCGUUUGCCUGAAGAAGUAUGCUUUUUUUUCCAGGGCAAAUAACUAAACAAUAGCUAGAUGGAUUCAUUGAUUAAUCGAUCUUUCUGUUGAUAGGUGAAUAGUUGCUAAAAUAUUUCUUUAGGUUUAAACCAGCCAGUAUCAUCUUUUUUUUUUUUUAAUUUUUACUGUGCUUUAAGUGAAAGUUUACAAAUCAAGUCAGUUUCU
Molecule: messenger RNA, 17621 nt
Organism: Loxodonta africana (African savanna elephant)
Lineage: Eukaryota; Metazoa; Chordata; Mammalia; Proboscidea; Elephantidae
Gene: VWA8
Product: von Willebrand factor A domain containing 8
Exons: 43
Coding region: 44-5416 (1790 amino acids)
Cellular component (GO): cytoplasm
Molecular function (GO): ATP hydrolysis activity; ATP binding
Source: RefSeq, a predicted model, not a curated record